GCUGGGAAGAGUACGCGGCAGCUGUGGUGGACGGGAGCGCAGCGAGGAGGGGGGCCGCGCGCGCGCGCGAUCGUCAUCGUUGUUGAGUUCCCGUCUCCUGCCGCCUCUCUCUCUCUCUCUCAUCUGACGGUCGUGCGCGGGUGGGUGUCUACAGAACUCGCUCACGCGCGCGUGUGUGUAUAUACACACACACACGCGCACGAGCACGCGCGCGCACGCGCAGACACGUGUGCACACGUGCACGAGCCGCACACACACGAGUGUGCGCAACGGACCUGCACAGAGGGUGCGCUACGGCUGAAUCGGCGUGACCGCGCCUUCGCCAACGAAUCGGAGGGGACAGGGCACAAGCCCGAAGCUUGGGCACCGACGCCAACGUUCAUGUGGUGCGUUGUGGUUGUGGUGGUGGUUGUGGUGGCGGCAGGCUGCGACGGAGCAACAGGCGCUGGGCAUUUAAACUCGGCUCCGACUGCGGGUCAACAUCCGUGCGACUGAAUCAUCAGCGCAAACCCGCGCGUACCCGGAAAAAAAAGAAACAAAAAAUCCCAAACAUUUCGUGCAAACUUUUAGUUUCUCCUCGAUUUGGGGCUUUCGCGACUGCAGGUCACGACGUUUCGAUCGCAAACAGCAAGCGGUCGUCUUCACGUGAAAGAAACCGACUGCUGUUGUUGCUGUUGCUGUUACUGCGUCCACAAAGAGACACUGACGGCGGCGUCACUUGCCGGCAGAAGCAGCGUCCGCUCCGCACGCUGGGGGCGCGUUCGACUUGCUGCUGCUGCUGCUGAAGGUUGUGGUGGUUGAGUUGCUGCUGGACACCCGUGCGUAAACAGCCCCGUUCAUCGGAGGUGCCCGCGCGCGCGGCGGGGGUAGGGGGUAACGACAUUGUUCCGCCGCGCAGGAACGAAGGAGCAUCAUCACCAUCAUCAUCAUCACCACCACCACCAUCAUCAUCACCACCAUCAUCAUCACCACCAUCAUCAUCACCACUACCACCACACCGGGCUCAUCGUCUGUGUUGGUGUCUGAACUCACCCACCAUCAUCACCAUCAUCACCAUCAUCACCAUCACCACCAUCAUCAUCACCACUACCACAACACCGGGCUCAUCGUCUGUGUUGUCUGAACUCACCCACCAUCACCACCACCACCAUCAUCACCAUCGUCAUCAUCCACCACCGCCUUCUGCGCCACCGCUACUGAAACAGAUCCCCCGUCUGAAUCUCUCUCUCCUCUCGGGGUGAGCCGAGCCGAGAGUUGGACGGACCAAGCCAGUGAACUGAUUGGCCUUGGAAGACUCCUGGCCCUGGGAUGGCGACCGCGAUGGCGCUCUGCGGCGGCGGCGGUGGCGGCUGCGAUCUGGCCGCGUCGUCGGCCGUGCUGAUGGAGUACGUCAACGACUUUGACCUCAUGAAGCUCGAGGUGAAACGAGAGCCCCUGGACCUACAAUCCGGCCAUCACCGCCACCACCACCAGCAGCAGCAGCAGCACAACCACCACAACCAGCAGCAGCUACAACAGCUACAGCAGCAAGAUGAUCCGUCCCAAGUUCGAGUUCGCGCGGCCGGUUCUCUGCAGUCAUCGUCGCCGUCUCCCGUGAGCACCCCGCGCAGUUCCGAGCCUCCGUCGCCAGUCCUCGGCGUGCCGAGCUCCGCGCCGCGUGCGGGCCUCCUGGUGGAGGACCUCUACUGGGUGAUGAACCACGCGCAGAACCACCAGGGCCACGGCACGCUACACCUGCACGCUCAUCACCAGCAGCAGCAGCAGCAGCACGUGGUCGACACGGUGGCCGCAGCCGAGGCGCUGAACCUGACCCCGGAGGACGCGGUGGAGGCUCUCAUCGGCUGCGCCGUCCACUCGGCUCAGUCCCAGGGGUUCGACCUCCGACCCGGGGCCCUCCUGCAGGCCGGCGGGGCCGGCGGCGGCGGCGGCGGCGGAGUUCACUCGCCUCUCGACCUCCUGCGGGAUGAACUCCAGGACGUCGACAACACCGAGGCGCAGCGCCAACAGCAGCAGCACCACCACCACCACCGCAACCACCACCAGCAGCAGCAGUUGCUUCUGCACAGCGGCUGUGGAGGCAGUAGCAGCAACGUGAGCUGCAGCGGCAGCAGCGGCAGCGUCGGCAGCGGCGCGGGACAUCCGUGCCGGGGCGCUUGUUCGGAAGAGCGCUUCACGGACGAGCAGCUGGUGUCGAUGUCGGUGCGCGAGCUGAACCGGCAGCUGCGCGGCCUCGCCAAGGACGACGCCGCGCGCCUCAAGCAGCGCCGCCGGACGCUCAAGAACCGCGGCUACGCACAGUCGUGCCGCCACAAGCGGGUGCAGCAGCGGCACCUGCUGGAGAGCGAGAAGUCCCUGCUGCAGCGGCAGGUGGACGAGCUGGAGCGGGAGCUGGCGCGCCUGUGCCGCGAGCGCGACGCGUACAAGGACAAGUGCGAGCGACUCGCCUGCUCCGGGGCGCCGCGUAGCCGGAGCCCCGUGUUGCCUGGCUUCUACCUGUGAGUGUCGGUGUGAGUGUCCCGAGAUACACACAGAGAGACAGAGACACGCACGUGUUGCCUGGCUUCUACCUGUGAGUGUUGGUGUGAGUGUUGGUGUGAGUGUCCCGAGAUACACACAGAGAGACAGACAGACAGAGACACACACGUGUUGCCUGGCUUCUACCUGUGAGUGUCGGUGCGAGUGUCCCGAGAUACACACAGAGAGACAGACAGAAGAGACACGCACGUGUUGCCUGGCUUCUACCUGUGAGUGUUGGUGUGAGUGUCCCGAGAUACACACAGAGAGACAGACAGACAGAGACACGCACAUGUCGCCUGGCUUCUACC
Molecule: messenger RNA, 2825 nt
Organism: Petromyzon marinus (sea lamprey)
Lineage: Eukaryota; Metazoa; Chordata; Hyperoartia; Petromyzontiformes; Petromyzontidae
Product: transcription factor Maf-like
Biological process (GO): regulation of transcription by RNA polymerase II
Cellular component (GO): nucleus
Molecular function (GO): DNA-binding transcription factor activity, RNA polymerase II-specific; RNA polymerase II cis-regulatory region sequence-specific DNA binding
Source: RefSeq, a predicted model, not a curated record